AUGAAAAUAUACCAAACCGCACAUUCCCACUGUAUAAAUCCGCCUUCUUCAGCUUCUGGACCGCCGCCGGUACAGCGCUUAGAGAAACUUACGAGCCUUCACCGAAAUGCCGACAUCGAGGACAUCAAACAUAUAUGCGUAGCUCGUACUACGAAAAGGAGGCGGCGGGCUAGUGAGGGGCCAGGACGAAUGAAGAUGGAAGGAAGGGCGGGCAAUACGAGUAAGAAGGGAACUCUAAGCAGUGCCGGUAGGUCAUCAAGUACAGUGCAAGAAUGCGUUAGAAAUAGGGUAUAG
Stereum hirsutum FP-91666 SS1 is the source of this 294-nucleotide messenger RNA. RefSeq lists its product as uncharacterized. Lineage: Eukaryota; Fungi; Basidiomycota; Agaricomycetes; Russulales; Stereaceae. The record is from RefSeq and is a predicted model, not a curated record. The transcript has 3 exons. Bases 1 to 294 code for a protein of 97 amino acids.